GAAUAAGCUGGGUUAUAAAAUGUGUUUUUAUUUAAUCGUAUGAAAAAUUAUUUAUUAACAUAUCAAUACAUGACAUUCGAUGUAAAAAUUUAAGAGGAUUUUCACUAUUUUGCCAUGAGUGUCAUCCAAAGAGUCUCGCGACAGAUAAUCCGUCUUCAACCUUCAAGUUUGAGGGCGAUGUGCAUACCAUUUCACUCUCGACUGUGGAAUGGUUUAAAUCCAUCCCCUACCAUAGGUACCGCAUAUGUUGUGUCUCGAAGUUUCUCAGAAAUACCUUCUAACACUUCAAUUGAGAACGAGGAUAACCUUGGUAACAAAGUAUUGAAAUUGGUUGGUUGGCUUGGGGGAUUCUACUCCAGAAAAGCAGUUCUAACAAGAAGUGCUAAAGUGAUGUAUGAAUGCUGUGUUGAAGGUUUAGAUUAUGAGAAAUUUUAUGAAGCUGCCGGAAUGCCAGAUACAUUCCAGUCAUGGUUUCUUAUAAAUCAACUUCAUGUCUGGAUGUGUCUUGUUCGACUCAAACCUGAAGGCAAGGAUGGUCGGUACAUGUACAGAAGAAUGGUGCAGAUAUUUUGGGAGGAUGUGGAAGAAAGAAUGAAAGUCAUGGGGGUUGUUGAUCCUAGUGUGAGAAAACAAAGUCUUAAAGAUCUUAUGCAAGAAUUUUAUGGUCUUAUCUUGGCUUAUGAUGAAGGACUCCUCUCACAUGAUCGAGUUUUAGCUGCAUCAAUCUGGAGAAAUAUGUUUCAUAAUAAAAAGAAUACUGAUGCAUCUAACUUGGCAAACUUUGUUGAGUAUGUAAGAAAACAAGUUCUUCACUUAGAAAGUAUUGACUCAGAAAAACUUUUCAUAACUGGUGAAAUUGAGUGGUUGCCAUUUGAAGGACAUGUAUGUGAGAAAUAAAAUAACCAGAAAGGUUUAGAAUGUUGCUAAGAUCAUGUAAUAUAAAUUUAACUUCCAUAACAGUAACAAGAAAGGGAACAUUAUUCUACAAAUAUUCUGAGUUUAAUUUAUGUAUGGUUGUAAUUUUAAAGGGAUUGAAAAAUAGGCUAAUUAGUCCAGCAAGUGCUCAGGGUUUUACAAACUUAAGCCCGGUUUACGCUGUCAAAGGGUUUCUGUGAUCACAGUUGCAAUUCUGUGGUUAAAUCCAUAGUUUAAAAUAUUAUGUACUGAAUAUUAGGUUGAAAUAACUUAGUAUUAAUUAGUGUUAAAGUUCCCUUCCCAGUAUUUUCAACAAUUUUGUUGUUUGAAAAUUCCAACGGUGUUCACAGAAAAUUUGAUAGUGUAAACUGGGCCUUACAUUUAGUAGAGGUACUUCUUCCACACAUCCUGAUCAUGUGUAUUUUAGUGUGAUGAGUUUGAAACUACUGUUUCACGUCUGCUUACCAUUUUUUAAAAAGAAUACAACAAUAUUUGAU
Messenger RNA from Dendronephthya gigantea, 1412 nucleotides. Its product is annotated as ubiquinol-cytochrome-c reductase complex assembly factor 1-like. The record is from RefSeq and is a predicted model, not a curated record. Gene Ontology annotation, biological process: mitochondrial respiratory chain complex III assembly. The coding region runs from base 115 to 897 and encodes 260 amino acids. Lineage: Eukaryota; Metazoa; Cnidaria; Anthozoa; Malacalcyonacea; Nephtheidae. The transcript has 2 exons. Gene Ontology annotation, cellular component: mitochondrion.